Messenger RNA from Closterium sp. NIES-67, 2393 nucleotides. The record is from the annotation of a GenBank genome assembly. Lineage: Eukaryota; Viridiplantae; Streptophyta; Zygnematophyceae; Desmidiales; Closteriaceae.
UCCGUUUCUUUGACUUGCUAGCAUUGCAUUUCUCCAUUAUUUCAGCUGCAUUUCCUUUCGGUGUGAGCCAGUCUCCUGGCACAUAGAUCUUCCACUUGCAUAGAUUCUCGUCGCCGUGUUAUCCGGUAGUCCAUUAUCAUUAAAAGUCGAAGAAAAAUAUGGCGGAAAAUCUGGACGUCGGUCCGGGGAAGUGGUUGCACAAGGUUGCGGACGCCGUACCCGCGACUGAAGGAAGCGCCUCGAAAGGCCCCACAUAUCGCAGCGUGUACGCCAAGGACGAGUAUGUCAAUUUAGGGCCAGGGAUCGACACCAUGUGGGACCUCUUCAAGACCUCUGUGGAGAAAUUCGGCGACAAUAAGUUUCUCGGGAAGCGCUCGAUUGUGGAUGGCAAGGCGGGUCCCUUCGAGUGGGACACAUACUCGGAGGUGCAUGCCAAGGUGCUGAAGCUGGGGUCCGCGUACCGCGCUGCUGGCCUGGACGCUAACGCCAAGGUCGGCAUCUAUGGCAUCAACUCGCCCGAGUGGUUCAUGACCAUGGAGGCCUGCAAUUGCCAGUCCAUGCAGUGCGUGCCUCUGUACGAUACACUGGGAGCGGAGGCAGUUUCUUUCAUUCUCAACCAUGCAGAAGUGUCUCUUGUUGUGGUUCAAGCAGCCAAGCUGCCCGCUCUGCUGAAGAGCCUGCCCAAGUGCACUGAAUUCGUCAAGACCGUUGUGAGCAUGGGGCCGCUGGAUGCUGAUUCAAGCAAGGCUCUGUCGGACCUCGGAAUGAGGGGAGUGAGCUGGGAUGACUUUCUGAAGGAGGGCGAGGCAAAGCCAGUGGAUCCAUCACCCUCAAAGCCCGAGGAUAUCUGCACCAUUAUGUACACCUCAGGCACCACCGGUGAGCCCAAGGGCGUGCUUAUAACGAAUCAUGCCCUGGCCACGGCUGUGGCGGGCACCAAGCGCUUUUGCGAGUACAACGACUGUGUGCUCACCCCAGCGGACAGCUACAUCUCCUACCUGCCUCUCGCUCACAUAUUCGACCGCGUGGCCGAGGAGCUCAUGACGCACGUCGGCGGCUGCAUAGGCUUCUGGCAAGGGGACGUCAAACUACUGACAGCCGAUCUUGAGGCCCUCAAGCCAACCUUCUUCUGUGGGGUGCCUCGCAUCUUCGACCGUAUCCACUCGGCCGUCUUUUCUAAGAUCGAGUCCACGGGUGGUCUCACCAAGCUGCUCUUUGACUUUGCCUAUGGCCGCAAGCAAGCCAGGCUGGCUGCGGGGGUGAAGAUCCACCACGCCACGCCCAUAUCCGAUGCCAUCGUCUUCAAUACGAUCAAGGCGCGCUUGGGCGGGAAUGUGCGGAUCAUCUGUUCAGGUGCUGCUCCUCUAGCCCCCCAUGUGGAGGAGUUCCUCAAGAUCGCCAUGUGCUGCCCCGUGGUGCAGGGCUACGGUCUGACUGAGACCAACACCAGCGGGUUUAUUUCCUACGCCGAUCGAAUCGAGCAGGCCGGCACCGUGGGCCCGCCCAUGCCCACGCUAGAAACGCGCCUGGAGUCGAUCCCCGAAAUGAACUACGACGCCAUCGGGGCCCAAGAGGAGGGUGGCGAAACGCACCCGCCGCGUGGGGAGGUGUGCAUCCGCGGGCCGAUCCUGUUCUCGGGGUAUUACAAGCGCGAGGAUCUGACCAAGGAGGCGGUGGAUGCGGAGGGGUGGUUCCACACGGGGGACAUUGGGGAGUGGCAGCCAGAUGGUUCGAUGAAGAUCAUCGACCGGAAGAAGAACAUCUUCAAGCUGGCGCAGGGGGAGUAUGUGGCUGUGGAGAAUCUGGAGAACGUCUUUGGCAACUGCUCGGCUCUGGACAUGGUGUGGGUGUACGGAAACAGCUUCGAGGCAGUGCUGGUGGCAGUGGUGGUGCCCAACAAAGCCUCCCUCCUGGAGUGGGCCAAGGGGGCGGGCGUGGAGGGGGACUAUGCUGCCCUGUGCGCAACUGAGGAGGCGAAGAAAUAUAUUAUCGGGCAGCUGAGCGAAACGGGCAAGAAGGCCAAGCUCAAGGGCUUUGAGAUGGUGAAGGCGGUACACCUGGAGCCGGAGCAAUUCGACAUGGAAAGGGACCUGCUCACUCCCACGUUCAAGAAGAAGCGCCCUCAGCUGCUCAAAUACUACCAGGCGCAAAUCGAUGCCAUGUACGCGGCUCUCAAGAAGUAGACCUCUGAUCAGAGCCAGUGCAAGCCCAGCCCAGACACGGCUCAUUCGUACAGGAACUGUGCUUGACUGCAGUAGUAUGAACUGCAAAAGCGAGUUGAAUGUCAAACUCUAAUAAUAUGUUGCCCGCCACAUUGUGUAUAGUGUUCAAAGCUUGAGCACCCUGACAAGCCAUAGCUAAGGCUAGACCAUCCUGCUGUGGCGAAAAUGUUA